Molecule: messenger RNA, 1131 nt
Organism: Kuraishia capsulata CBS 1993
Lineage: Eukaryota; Fungi; Ascomycota; Pichiomycetes; Pichiales; Pichiaceae
Exons: 1
Coding region: 1-1131 (376 amino acids)
Molecular function (GO): hydrolase activity
Source: RefSeq, a predicted model, not a curated record
AUGCUUUUCAAAAGAUUACUCGCUUUGACGGCAUUAACGGUGCCCAUAGUAUCGGCUGGUUGGGAAGACAGGGAAACUCCUCUUGUGUUCUCCAUAGAACAAGACGAGUCUGAGCUUCUUUCGCUGGAGAAAAAACUCAUUGAGAUCCCAUCGGUAUCUAAGGAGGAGACUUUGGUUGCUGACUUCCUGAAGGGGUAUCUCGAAGAAAAAGGACUAACUGUGGAGACAAUUCCAUUGGAUGAUGGUACAGGCAGAUAUAACAUCUAUGCCUACCAGGGAACCACUCGGGCCACAAAAGUUUUGUUGACAGCCCAUAUUGACACUGUUCCUCCAUACAUUCCAUUUUAUGUCGAAGGAGAUAGAAUAUACGGAAGGGGUUCCAAUGACUGCAAGGGCUCUAUUGCGUCUCAGCUCACGGCCUUGUUUGAGCUGCAGGAGAGCGGAGCGGUCAAGGAAGGCGAUGUGUCCGUCUUGCUUGUUGUUGGCGAGGAGAUUGGUGGCGAUGGCAUGCACAAGGCAUCAGCCACAUUGGGAGAUCUCUGGGAUACCGUCAUUUUUGGAGAGCCUACCGAGAACAAACUUGCCGUUGGCCAUAAAGGUAUCUACAUGUUCAAGGUCAAGGUCACCGGUAAGGCUGCCCAUUCGGGGUACCCUGAGCUCGGAAUUGAUGCGAACAGAAUCAUGAUCAAACUGGCAGCCAACCUGUAUGCUGCUGAUUGGCCAAUCAGUGAAACAUUGGGAGAGACCAACGUCAACAUAGGAACCUUUUCCGGUGGAGUGGCUGGUAAUGUGGUGUCCCCUUAUGCUGAAUUUACCACCGUGAUCAGGAACUCUGCGGAUUCAGAGACAAUUGAUGCAAUCGUUGGUAACGCAAUUGGCGACCAGGAACACGUUGAUUUCGAGCUGGUCCAGAAGAACGAUCCCGUCUACUUGAACUACAAAGUCCCAGGGUUCGAUUCAUUCAUUGCUUCCUACUCAACAGAUGUUCCAUUCCUCAAUGGAAACUUCACCAGAUACCUGUAUGGGCCAGGCUCCAUCUUGGUGGCCCACAGUGAUCACGAGUACGUCACCUUUGACAGUCUCAAGACUGCGGUGGAGGGAUACAAAACUCUCAUUACCUACUCUUUGUAG